This is a messenger RNA of Trichoderma asperellum CBS 433.97, 228 nucleotides long. The record is from RefSeq and is a predicted model, not a curated record. NCBI's taxonomy places the organism in Eukaryota, Fungi, Ascomycota, Sordariomycetes, Hypocreales, Hypocreaceae.
AUGCACUCUUUAGUCUUUAUUACCGCCCUCAGUCUUUCGAGCUACGGAUGCAUGGCGAAAUCUGGUAGCUACCCGGGAAAUCCAUGUGAACGGGUCGGCGCUAAAUGCGACCCCGUUGUCCAAAACUUUUGCCAAGGCAAGUACGACGCUACAGUUGACUUGCCAUGUGGCCCUCAUGGAUUUGUUGGCGUUGGCUGUUGCUGGCAUGGACCUCCUCCUCCAAAGUGA